CGGAGACUCUGUGCCCGCCCGCCAGCCCGCCAGCCCGCCAGACGCAAGGAAGCCGAGAGGCCCCGAGGAGACCAUGUCCGAGACGGCGCCCGAAGCCCCCGCGGCCGCUGCGCCGGCAGCCAAGGCGCCAGCAGCCAAGAAGGCCAAGAAACCCGCGGUCGCCGCCAAGCCGCGCAAGGCUGCCGGGCCCAGCGUCACCGAGCUGCUGACCAAGGCGGUGGCCGCCUCGAAGGAGCGCAACGGGGUGUCCCUGGCGGCGCUCAAGAAGGCCCUGGCGGCGGCCGGCUACGACGUAGAGAAGAACAACAGCCGCAUCAAGCUGGGGCUGAAGAGCCUGGUGGGCAAAGGCACGCUGGUGCAGACCAAGGGCACGGGCGCCUCGGGCUCCUUCAAGCUCAACAAGAAGCAGCAGGAAGGCAAGGACAAGGCGCCGGUCAAGAAGAAGCCGGCUGUCAAGAGCAAGAAACCCGCCGCCAAGAAGCCGGCCGCCGCCAAGAAGGCGCUCAAGAAGCCCGCCGCCAAGAAGAGCCCCAAGAAGGCCGUCAAGAAGCCGGCCGCGGGGGCCAAGAAGGCGGCCAAGAGCCCCAAGAAGGCCAAGCCCGCCAAACCCAAAAAGGCGCUUAAAAGCCCUGCCAAAACCAAGGCGGUGAAGGCCAAGGCCGCCAAACCCAAGACUCCCAAAGCGAAGGUGGCCAAGCCCAAGAAGGGGGCGGCCAAGAAGAAGUGAAGCAGCUUCUGUGACUCUUUCGAUCCCAAAGGCUCUUUUAAGAGCCACCCACUUUCUUUUGAAAAGGGCUGACCUCAUGUGAGUCCUGGCACUCGCUGUGCUUAAGCCAAUCCCCGUUUCAAUGGGGGAACACUUUGAAGUCUGAAGCGCCUGCUUGAAGCUUCCACAAAGACCUCCUGGGAAGGUCGUAGGGACUUCCCAAGUCACUUUCUGGGUGGGGUUUCUGGAUAUUGAAGCAAAAGUGAAUGGGUGGGGAAUCUUCCCUCUGGCUUCUUAUCUUGCGAUCAACAAUAGCAGCUGACUUCCCUAAGUGUUAUGUAGGAAUUCACCAACGGCUCCUUGUUCGCUAAAUGUUGGACAGGGAAUGCGCAAAUAAAAUGCUUGGUGAAUUUUAGGUAGCGCCAUAUUCUCCCGCAAAACCAGAGGGAAAGCGCUGCCUUUCGUUCUUAUCGCGACUAUUAUUGCCCGGAUAUUCCUCCCUAAUAUAUCUUGUUUUAUAUAUUCCCUCACGAUAGCGGAGGAAGGAGGAAAAAGAAUGUCCAGAAAAGGACUAAAAUGAAUGAAUGCAGAUAUGCAGAAUUAUUGCAACCUUUGCAAUUCCUGAAAAUUGCUGAUUGGUUGAGAAAGCUAUGGUUCAUUUAAAAAAAAAUAACCUGGGCUUCACAGAGAUUAGGUGGUGACUUCAUUUUUAACCAAUCAGGGCUAACGCAGGCACUUCGCACAGUUAUGAUCUAAUUGGAUUUCUGCUUUCCUUGCUAUUUAGUUACGAUGUAACGAAGGCAUGUGAAAGUGAUCGGUGUUGCUGUUACGGUGUAUCCCAAUUUUCGGGAAACAUGAGACAAUGUUAUCCAAAAUGGCGCAAUCAUGUCUAAGAGAAACCAUUUGAGGCUUCCUUAAGUCUAGGAAGAAAAACAUGCAUAGUAAACAUUACCAAAGAACUGUUUCAUAAGAAAAAAAAAAGUUAACCAAGGAUGCUUGAGGCACCGUUGGCCAUCAUGCCGAAAUCAUAUGUUGGAAUCGAGUAUUGAAAGCGAAAAGAAAUAUACUAAAUAAAUAUUUCUGUGAACAUACUUUUAGAAAUUUCUUUGAUAAACGGCUUUGUUACAUUUCACAAAUCACAAUUCC
This is a messenger RNA of Crotalus tigris (Tiger rattlesnake), 1852 nucleotides long. RefSeq names its product histone H1.10-like. The transcript has a single exon. Gene Ontology annotation, cellular component: nucleosome. Gene Ontology annotation, molecular function: structural constituent of chromatin; DNA binding. Lineage: Eukaryota; Metazoa; Chordata; Lepidosauria; Squamata; Viperidae. Gene Ontology annotation, biological process: nucleosome assembly. The record is from RefSeq and is a predicted model, not a curated record. The coding region runs from base 74 to 727 and encodes 217 amino acids.